GUGCUCCAUUCCAUGGAUUAGAUUGGAUUGGAUAUUCCACAAUCCGAUUGCGAUUGAGUACCUAACCUAAGGUAUCUGAUAGAAUACCUCUAUUGAAGGGUUGUUCUCGAAAUCCGAGGCCUAGGAUUAAUAAAUCUAUCAAUCAAUCGCCCAAGAUGCCGCCGCGAAUACCCCUCCUCGCCGCCCUACGGCAACCCUCCACUCUCUUCAAAUCCCAAACCGCCAACAUAUCAAACACCAGCCCACGCGAGAUCAUCCGCAGAGACCUCCCCAGCGUAACCUCCAACCUCCUCGACCUCGACGACUCUACCUCCCAACGCACCCCCAACGACCCCACCCUCGCCGUCGCCGACAUCUACGACCGCCUGAAACCCACCGUCGCGCGGCGCGUAGCCCUCGAGGAGGAGCUGCGCCAGAACAGCAAGGCCGAGGACUACCUGCGACAGCUACCCCGCCGCUGGCGCGCAGGCGACGUCUAUGCCCCGCACGACAUGAGCUCCGCCGAGAUGACCAAGUGGCGCCGGACACAAGCCCGCAAGAAGGACCUAGUCGACAUCCUCGGUUUGCGACCGCUGGAUAUGUAUCGCAACUUCUCCGUCAUAUCAGAAUACAUGACACCGCACGGCCGAAUAAAGCGCUCAGUCGACACGGGAUUACGGCCGGCGAACCAGCGGAAGAUGGCCAAGGCCGUACGGCGGGCCAUCGGCCUGGGCAUCCACCCCAGCGUGCACCACCACCCGGAGAUCCUGAUCCGGCAGAACGCCAAACACUACGAGCAAGUCUCUGCGACAGUCAACAGAAACGUCAAGUCUUCAUGAUGAUGGGCGGGGUGAAUUGCACAACAACAUGACAUCUGCGUGUCUUUUACGCUUAUCCGACUAUAUACAACGAGACAGCAGAGGAGGCUAUCUAGGUAGAUAGAUGUACGAGUAGUGCUGUACAAGAUCAAUCCAUAUACAUCAUGCCUUCCACGGCCGCGGGCGGAUCUUAAAUACCGGGAG
Daldinia vernicosa is the source of this 1001-nucleotide messenger RNA. Its product is annotated as ribosomal protein S18. Gene Ontology annotation, molecular function: small ribosomal subunit rRNA binding; structural constituent of ribosome. Gene Ontology annotation, biological process: mitochondrial translation. Bases 156 to 818 code for a protein of 220 amino acids. The transcript has 3 exons. Gene Ontology annotation, cellular component: ribosome; mitochondrial small ribosomal subunit. The record is from RefSeq and is a predicted model, not a curated record. NCBI's taxonomy places the organism in Eukaryota, Fungi, Ascomycota, Sordariomycetes, Xylariales, Hypoxylaceae.